This is a messenger RNA of Zea mays, 2077 nucleotides long. Its product is annotated as serine carboxypeptidase-like 2. Lineage: Eukaryota; Viridiplantae; Streptophyta; Magnoliopsida; Poales; Poaceae. Gene Ontology annotation, molecular function: acyltransferase activity, transferring groups other than amino-acyl groups; serine-type carboxypeptidase activity. The coding region runs from base 192 to 1682 and encodes 496 amino acids. Gene Ontology annotation, biological process: proteolysis; secondary metabolic process. The transcript has 6 exons. The record is from RefSeq and is a predicted model, not a curated record.
UGACUGCUUGCACGAUUGAACAGAUGUGCUGAUUGUGAUUACAUACCAGUCGCCGCCUACAUCACCUGCCCGCACCGGACCCUCUACACAUGUACAAGAGAGAGAGGGAUGACGCUUGCUAAGGCCUAAAGGGACGGGGUCAUUUGCAGCGACGACGUACGACAGCUUCGUCGUCUUGGUGGCGUGGCACCAUGGGCGGCGCCUACUGCCGCCGCCGCUCGCCGCUCGAGCAGCAACUCCUCCCGGCAGUGCUGGUGCUGCUCGUCAUCGUCGCCGCCAGCAGCAGCUUCUGGGGUGUGGCCGCCAAGGAGACGGGCCGGAAUGUGAUCACGCACAUCAAGGGGUUCCGAGGCCCGCUGCCUUUCCAUCUCGAGACAGGGUACGUGGAGGUGGACGACGAGAACGGAGCGCGUCUCUUCUACUACUUCAUCGAGUCGGAGAGGAACCCGGCGGAGGACCCGCUCAUCCUCUGGAUCACCGGCGGCCCCGGAUGCUCCGCACUCUCUGGACUCCUCUUCGAGAUCGGCCCCCUCAAGUUCGAUGUGGCGGGGUACACGGAAGGGACGUUCCCGCGUUUGGUCUACUUCGAGGAUUCGUGGACCAAGGUGAGCAACAUCAUCUUCCUGGACUCGCCGGUGGGUACAGGCUUCUCCUACUCGCGGGAGGAGGCCGGCCUCAACGUCAGCCUGACGGAAUCCGGGCGGCAGCACCAUGUCUUCCUCCGCAAGUGGCUGGCGGAGCACCCCGAGUUCGCGUCCCAACCGCUCUACAUCGGCGGCGACUCCUACUCCGGCUACACUGUGCCGGUGACAGCGAUGGACAUCGCUACCAGCAGCAGGUCGAGGGACGACGAUGAUGGUUAUCCGAAGCCGAACCUGGUGGGCUACCUGGUGGGCAACCCCGGCACGGACGACCGGUACGACUCGGGGGGCAAGGUGCCGUUCAUGCACGGCAUGGGGCUCAUCUCCGACGAGCUGUACGAGGCCGCCAGGCUGGGCUGCGGCGGCGACUUCUACAAGACUCCGGACCUCACAAACACGCGCUGCGCCAGCGCGAUGAUUGCUAUCUACAUGGUGACCGUCGGCGUGAACCCCAUGCACAUCCUUGAGCCUUUCUGCGGGCCGCAGGGGCCGGGGGUCCGGAGCAUCUUCCAGGACAACGGCAGCAGGCGGUCGAUGCUGGUGCAGGACGAUGUCCCCCACCCGGGAUUCUUCACCAAACAGCCGGUGGAGUGCAGGAACAACGGGUACCGGCUGUCCAACAUCUGGGCGGACGACCCGGAGGUGAGGGAUGCGCUAGGCAUUCACAAGGCUUCCAUCGGCUCGUGGAGUCGAUGCACCAUGCUGCCGUACUACAGGCACGACGUCAGCACCGCCAUCCCCUACCAUGUCAACCUCACCAAGGCAGGGUACAGGGCGCUCGUCUACAGCGGCGAUCAUGACCUGGGCAUGACCUUCGUGGGCACUCAAGAGUGGAUCAGAAGGAUCGGCUACCCCAUCGUCAGCGAUUGGAGACCAUGGUUCGUCAACCGACAGGUCGCAGGGUUCACAAGGACAUACGCCCACAACCUCACAUUCGCCACAGUGAAGGGAGGAGGGCACACAGCUCCGGAGUACAGGCCGAAAGAGUGCCUGGCCAUGUUGGAUCGAUGGACAUCGUCAGCAGCUGGCCAGCUCUCAUGAAUUUGAGGAUCACGAAAUUAACAAAGAACUAGUACAAAUCCGUGCCCCGCGACGUAGCACAAAUUUGAUAUUUAUAUAUAAAAAUAAAUUUAAUAUUAAAAUGAACAUAUGAUCCACAUAUAAGAUAUUAAACACAUAAGAACAAAUAUUAAAUUUUAUCUAUAAGACAAGGAACGUAUGAGUUGAAAAGUGAACAUAUGGUCCACUUUUUUUUAUAGCUCCUUCAGCUCUUCUAGCCAUCAAAGUGGUACUAUUUAGUACCGUUGUGCUGCAUGUGGCUUCUUGUCAUAUUGGGUUUAGAUGGUUUCUCAAGGCCCAUAUGUGGUGUAAUAGACUAUUGGACCCAUUGUUAAACAAGAAGCGGAGAGGAAUAGACCUACGCGUUUUGCACGUCA